Messenger RNA from Microthlaspi erraticum, 549 nucleotides. NCBI's taxonomy places the organism in Eukaryota, Viridiplantae, Streptophyta, Magnoliopsida, Brassicales, Brassicaceae. The record is from the annotation of a GenBank genome assembly.
AUGUCAAGCUCGACCGAAUACCUCCAAGGAACACCACCGAUCAAGGCGAAUUGGGAGUUAGAGCUGUUCUGGAUAAAUCCAACAUACAAGGAGUUGAAGAGUGAAGUGGUUGGGAAAUGUGGCUAUCAACAGAACCAUUCUCUCUUGCUGUUUUGCGCGAUAUCAUGCAUCCUCCGGCGUAUCUGGAUGGAGGUUCAUCACGGGAUCAGGAAUGCGAGACUUCAAGGGGACUACAGUGAUUAUGCACUGACCGAACCUUGUCCUUUGAGGUCUACUGAUGAUCCUUCGGGGUCUAAAGACGUUCCAGGGAGAGCUUUGGUCACAUGGACCAACAGGGGAGAAAGCAGGCGAAAGGAGCUCGAUCGAGUCCCAAGCUCGAUCGAUCCUGCACAGGAGGUUCGAUCGACCUCAUACGCAGAGCAGCUCGAUCGAACACAUGCAGACGAGAUCGAUCGACCCAUUCACGAGUACUCGAUCGAUCCCAUGCAGAGCAAGCCAGCUCGAUCGAUCCCGUUCUUCUCAGCCGUUCGAUCAAUCCCGGUCAGAUGA